AGCUAGGACAUGAUCCCGUGAGACAUGACCAAAUCCACUUCAUGUCAAACAUGGUGACACUAAGCUGGAGCUUUAUCAGUAGCAGGAAGUGGAAGAUAAACUUACUUUCAUGUGGCAGAAGUUACACCGUGGAUUCGGGAUAACUCUGGAGUGUUUUUGGAGAAUAGAAGUUGAGGAGCAGCCAGAGGGGAGGAGCCCCGAAAGUUGAAGAGAGAUCCGGUCUGUACCACUUGAGAGAUCCGCCUAAGGGAGAGAAGAUCCGUGACACACUGGGGCUUGGAGCUGAGACACCUACACACUAUGGGCAAGAUGAAUUUGGAGGAAUACUUCAGAAGAAUUGGACUCCCUGGCUCACUUGACAAGCAGGAUCUUGCAACACUUACAUUAAUCCACAAACAGCACGUCAUGUCGAUUCCAUUUGAAAACCUCAGCAUCCACUGUGGAGAGAAGAUCACCUUGGACCUGGAGGUCAUCUUUGAAAAGCUGGUGAGGAGCAGCCGUGGGGGUUGGUGCAUGGAGAACAACCUCUUGUUUGGCUGGGUGCUGAGAGAAAUGGGCUAUGACACCACCACCUUGGGCGCCAGAGUCUUCAACAGUAUCAGCAAUGACUUUCCAACAACUGAAAGUCAUCUUGUUAAUAUGGUCACUAUUGAGGGACAGGCUUAUUUGGCAGAUGUAAGCUUUGGGGUGUCUUCCCAAAUAUGGGAGCCCCUGGAGCUCAUCUCAGGGAAAGACCAACCUCAGGCAGCGGGUGUCUUUCGUCUCAAAGACAGGGGGGACCUGUGGGUGCUGGAGAAGACUGGUAGAAAGCCUGAGGUUCUCAAUCCAGACUUUGCCAAAUCAAGUCUGGUGAACAGGAAGGAUAAAAAUCAGAUAUAUGGCUUCACCUUGAUGCAAAGAGAAAUAGAUAAUUUCUUUGAGACCAGCAACGACCUCCAGACAGACCCCACUUCACUGUUUACUAACAAGUCCAUCUGCUCUUUGCAAACCUCAACAGGAUUCAGAGCUUUAGUUGGUUGGACAUACAGUGAGGUCACCUACAAACCGGAGAAAGGGGUUGAUAUCAUAGACAUGAGAGACAUAACAGAUGAUGAGAUAGAACCAAUUCUGAGGGAGAAGUUCAACAUAAUACUGCAGAACAAAAUGCAGGCUGCUAAUAAAAAGGCAAGCUACACCAUCUGAAAAUCAAAAAAAUGUAAUGGGUAAAGGAAUUUGUGUAAAUAAAAUGUGAUUAAGAUUAUGAUUUGAUUAUGUCAAUCAAAUUUUAUGAUGUCAUGCAUGUAGUGCUUAGGCCCAGAUUUUGAGGUUAAGCAAUCAUAUUUUUGAGACAAAAAUUUGGGAAUUAGAACAACAUGAAUCUACACUCAGGGAAUGUUUGGUCUAAGAAUAGAGAAAUAGAAGCUUAUAAUUGUAACAACUGACUGAGUGAUAACAGUCAACAUGUCAAAGCAUUAACCAAUAAUGAUCAUUCUUUUAAUUCUUCUCACAUCAUGUAAACUGAAUAAAUAUAUUAUUAGUAGAGAUGUUCAGAUAUUGCCAUUUAUUUGGUGUAUUCACACUAAAUAAAAAGUUUGAACUGUCAAAA
Notolabrus celidotus (New Zealand spotty) is the source of this 1585-nucleotide messenger RNA. Its product is annotated as arylamine N-acetyltransferase, pineal gland isozyme NAT-10-like. Gene Ontology annotation, molecular function: acetyltransferase activity. Bases 301 to 1182 code for a protein of 293 amino acids. The transcript is spliced from 2 exons. NCBI's taxonomy places the organism in Eukaryota, Metazoa, Chordata, Actinopteri, Labriformes, Labridae. The record is from RefSeq and is a predicted model, not a curated record.